CGAAAGAAGAGUUCUACUAUGAGCAGGAACGUGAACUGAUACGACAAAUGAAGGAGGAUGCAGAACAUGGGCCGUGCCGUAUCAAUGAGAGGACCGAGAGAGACCUGAUAAUAGGAGAGUCAGGACUCCUUACGCCACAAAAAAAAACUCUUAUGGUAGAGGUAAUGAAAGAGCGGCAUUGCGCAUAUGCGUUUGACGAUGAUGAGCGUGGGCGACUCGAUGUGGAUAGAGUUCCAAUGAUUCGGAUCUACACUGUGCCUCAUGUGCCAUGGAUCUUGAGAGGGUCACGCUAUUCCAAUCCGGCAGAGGAACGGAGAGUAGUCGACUACCUGGAUGACAAGAUUCAUUCUCAUGUAGACGACUACUCAAGUGGGCCUUACGCAUCACUAUGGUUCUGCUUUAUCAAGUCGAACGGUACCCUGAGGUGGGUACAGGACCUUCAACGCCUGAAUGAAGUAACGAUACGAGAUGCGGGAGGUUUGCCAAACGCAGAUGCGCUGUCAGAAUUUUGUGUCGGCAGACCCAUCAUUUCCUUGAUAGACCUGUACUCAGGGUACGAUCAAUUCCCGGUGUAUCCACUUGAUAGGCCUAUGACGGCGAUGCAUACACCACAGGGGCUGAUCCAUAUGAAUGUGGCGCCACAAGGUUGGACGAAUGUUGUAGCAAUAGUGCAAAGGCAUAUGGUUCGCGUUAUGCAGACGGUUAGUCCACAUCUUACACAACCAUACAUUAAUGAUUUGGUCGUGAAAGGGCGGAAGAAGAAGAAUGAGACAGAGGUUAUGCCUGGGGUAAGGAAAUUCGUCUGGGAUCAUAUACAAGAUAUUGCUUGGAUUCUUGACAUUCUGAAGGAUUACAACAUUACCACAAGCGGACUAAAGUCGAGACACUAUAUGCGGGAGACGACCAUAUUAGGCUUCGUACGUAACGAGAACGGUCGUCGCUCUGACAUCAAGAAGACUAACAAGAUACUCGAAUGGCCGGUGUCAUUCGAAUCUGUUAGUGAAAUUCGUAGCUUCCUGGGGAUAUGUGGUUUUUGGCGAGUUUUCGUCAAAAACUUCGUUGAGAAGACAGAGAAGUUGAGGAAGUUUGUGAGGAAGGAUCAAGAAUGGGAAUGGGAUGAGAAGCAGGAAGGAGUGUUGGAACGCAUACCUGGGAAUAAGAAUCGCGUUAACGAGCUUAGCCGGAUCAAUUGGGAUAAGUCUGGCAAUGGAGCUAAUGAGGAUAUACCUCCGGUAGAUGUAUUCCUCGAUGAGGAGGAGGUUGUGAAGCUCCAUAUCAAUGCGCAUGCCGUUGGGGUCAGUGGAGUUAUUGUGCAAGGGCAGUCUGGUUUUCUUGCUCCUGCAGGGUACGUGAAGCGAGCGGAUAUAGUCCUCAAGGACUUCGUGGAGGAGGAUCCUUGGGGAGGGAAGGAGGUUGAGUGGAUGGCAAAGUUUGCAUUGACUGAGACCUUCCAGUUAGAAGAAGAUCCGUUGGCCAUUGAAAGUGGAGCUCACUCGACACUCACGCGAAGUAUGUGGCGGAUGUCAGUUUCCUCGUCAACUCAAUUGUCCAAAUACACGAGGAUGGAGAAGGGAGUGGAGACCCUAUGAGAGAUAUGGAAGAGAACGAGUUCGAGGAAGGAGAGAUAACGAAGGUUUUUUGCGCAGAUGAGUACGAUGGCGUAUACCUUGAA
Molecule: messenger RNA, 1672 nt
Organism: Chara braunii
Lineage: Eukaryota; Viridiplantae; Streptophyta; Charophyceae; Charales; Characeae
Source: the annotation of a GenBank genome assembly